Molecule: messenger RNA, 4104 nt
Organism: Cyclospora cayetanensis
Lineage: Eukaryota; Apicomplexa; Conoidasida; Eucoccidiorida; Eimeriidae
Exons: 4
Coding region: 1-4104 (1367 amino acids)
Source: RefSeq, a predicted model, not a curated record
AUGCAUAUCAAGCUAACUGCUCAAUCAGAAAGCCGUAUGGUGCUCAUGAUGGGCGACAGGGAGCCUGUUCCGCCACUCGCGUGUCUCACCUUAGCCGCUUCUUUUGGCAGUAACGAUAGCAGAGUUACAAAAACUCUAAGCGGGUUUUUGGCCAUCCUUCUUGUGGGAAAUUCUGGAGCCUGUCAGCUGUGUCCAUCCAUUCAGAGUGACGUGUGUGGGAAUUGUUUCGCGUAUAUCGACUCUUGCCGAAGGAGCACUCUACCCCGCUUUCCUAUUGAAUGGCUUGGCUCUUCCGUAUACUGCUUUGUGGCUGUACUGUUAAAAAUUUCAGCGGCAUUUCCAUGGAUGCGAACAGGCUUGGAAAAGGUACGAGAUCACCCGAAAAAGCAAAAUGCUUGGAAGCUUAGAGCCCUAUCAAGCACGGCGGAGAAUGUGCGCUCCCAGAGAAGGGGCCAGCAGGAGCAGGGCAUAUGCUUUAUCAGCACAGUGCAAGGAAGUUAUGAAUGCGGAGAAGGUGCAAGUCUUUGGCAACUUGUGGAUGUGCUGACUUCUAUACCAAGCGGCUUUGCGUUGCCUGCGGAGGCCCUGCCUAAAGUGGAGCUGCUUGAGGUUGUCUUUGCUGGCAAUCAUAGUCUAGCCAGCGACUAUGGAGCCUCAUAUGAGCCGUACGGCAUGUAUAUGGAAUCAGGAGAGCCGUACUCUGAGCCUUUACUGAUUGAUGCAUCAGAUUCUGGUUCAAUACAUAUUGUUUACCAUCAUUGUCCAUAUACAGAUGCGAUGCUGCGGGGAUGGAAGUUUCAUGGCAAUCAGUUCAUUACUGCGGAGCCUGGUGAAACACCUCUCCUUCUUCAGCGACGACAAAAAAUGUGUGUCGCCAGGCGGGUAGAAAUGCGAUCUGAUGGGGAGCAAGAAGGAUCAGAGCUUACUUUAAACGCCGGUGAUCAACAAGAGCCUCGAUUCUUUGGCUAUCGAGUAGACGAGCAAGGCUAUAUUGCAUAUUUUGUUGCAUUCACUCGCAUGCUACCCAGCAUCUGCGUAUACCUGAAGUGUUGCAUUGCAAACUCCAACAUGCCAUGCGAGAUUGUCUUCUACGACGUGCGAAACCCCAAGAUUUUGUCACAGUUUGAGCACGUUGUUGGCUCUUCAUCUGUCACCCUGAGCCGUGAAUGCCCCCUAUGCCUUCACAAUGGAGGAGAAGACGGUGUGCCUUUGAGUUACUUUACUUCAAUUGAAGACGACCAACUGUCUGAUGAGUGUCCCAACCUGAAGCCACACACUUAUGGAGACUCUUUUGUGUUCCUGGGGCCAGGGAAAGAUGGCAGCCGUGUCCAUAAACAUUAUGCCAUCGGCUCCCUCAGUAACACUCUUCAAAUCAGGCAAUUUGCAAAAAUGACCCAGGUGUCAGUGCAGUACCCCAACAAUUUAUGGCUCUCCCGUGCAGGCGCCUAUCACGAAAACUUCAAUCCACCCGAAGCCAUGAGGAGCUACUACAUUGUACGGGGUGCUGAGUAUACCACUGCGGACGAGAGUCGCCAAAGGCUUCAGGAGGUCCUGUUCUAUUACGACUCGCUGGCAAACGCACAAGAAAACAAGGGAACUGAGUUUAUCUCAAGCCUUAAGACACCACAGGUGGCGAACACGAAAAUCCCCGAUGCCAUAUUUGCCGAGCAUCCUAUUGCCAACGACAUGACCUAUUUCUACAGCAAUCCGAUAGGCAACGAGAACAGAUUUGUUGCCGGGGGAGGAUUUCAACUACCGGCAAGCAAGUUUGUAAGCUUGGCGGCGAUCAAGGGCUUCUGUGUUGCGCCGCUGUUCUACGAUCAGUGGGCAGUGUUCCUGGCUCUCGAAGAGCCGGUAGGUCGAGCAGAUCAGCAGCGAGAGUCGUCACGGUCUCCCCAGCGCGUUACUACAAAUGCUUGGGAAACGGCUCCAUUACCUUGGUGGAGUAACGAGCCUCUACCGGAGUAUUCCUCGGCGCGGCGUGGGCAACUGUUGUAUAUGCAAGUGCCCAUUUCUGGAACCCGUUCAUACAAUGAAGUUACCUUGCAAGUGUUCAAUGCAGACACAUUCCGUUCAUUCCACUGUUCUCCUGCUGGUAGCGCUUCCGUGCUGCUGCUACACCACGAUGCAGUGAACCACAUCCUGCAUAUGGAGGAACGGUUUAGGGAUGGGUCGCUCAGAGCAGACUUUCAAAUAGAAAUUCGGCGUGUUUUGCAUGAAUCUCUCCUGCCAUCGAGGACAGUGGCAUCUCUCCAAAAAGGACCAGACUCCGUUUUAUGGAUUAACCUGUUAAGUACCAAAAGGUUUUCCGUGGAUGAGAGUUAUUAUUACGUUCCUGCAGAGCUUCCGGGGAAGAUUGGUUCAGUACAAAGGGCCACCGGGUUCUAUGCCGAUGGGGACUGCCUUGGAGAGUGGUACCCUUCGUUGUCCUCAGCGACCUGCUCGGAGUUUUGCGUAUCGCUGCAUGCUUACCAAGUGAGAACUGCUGCUCGUGGUGGCGCUGCAUGCGCCUUUCAAGCCGGAACUGAACUGGCGAGGCAUUGUUUUGAAGCUCCUUGCAGCCGUGUGGCAAUUCACAGCCUUACAGUUAAUGAUUCAGGAAACGGGGAUGGUGUGGAAUCUUUACUUGUCGAUGGUUCGGCUAAAAGGGAAGGGGAUGACCAACAUGGGACCACUUCGGUUAGCUCAUACACUUUUAGGUCGACUUAUGAAGAGGUCCAAAGGCCUUACCACCCCCGUACAAGCAUCCACACAGGAGAGGAUGAUCCAGCGGCUUCAAACGAGCUACGUUUUUGGCAGGAUAACUUGCUGGACACAUCGGCUCCGGUACACCUUGGUGCGGAUGGAGUUGCUUCAGCCAAAAUCGAGUUGGAAGCUCCUGUAGAUCUGUGGCAUCUGCGUAUAGCAUUCGCCUCUACGGCGGGGCAGGCAAAUUCCGGAUCUGCAAAAACAGCCUCCUUCGAGUUCUCACUGUCUGUUUUAGACGAUAGUGAUGAGGAAAUACACACAUGGGAAACAAGCGCACCUCCAUCUCCAGCUGCACAGAGUGUAUGGGAAGCAAUGGAUUUGCGUCUCUACCGGGCAAAGUAUAUUACUAUUAGGGCGGCCCAACCAUUUAGAAUCGCGGAGUUCCAAAUCUUCGGCAUGCCUUUAGAGCUAUGCCCAAAAGGGGGUUUCCUGGGUAAUACUAGCUGCAGUGUGCCAACGGUGCAGAGACUCCGUUCGCAUAGCAGUCUCGACUGCCAAGGAGCUUGGAGCGAGUGGACUGCAUGCCAAGCCGAUUGUAGACGAAAGAGGCAAGCUGCGUGCAUGAUAUUCUUUCUUGGGCCCGAUGUAAAUGAUCUCGUUUUAUUGGGGCUUCAGUGUCUUUCCACUGUGUGCCUGCUUCUGCUUGGCACAGACGGACUGUGUAACGUUGUUUUCGGCGCAAGCCUUUUAAGAGACGAAGACUGCUAUCCUUCUGCUUCUCGCUGGUCGGAGUGUAUAGGGUGUCGGCAGAUGCGUGUUUGGCAUAUUCUCCGUGCCGCUGCAGCAGGAGGCAAGGCAUGCCCCUCUAAUCUAUUCGAAACGCGCUCGUGCAAGACUGCUGAGGGCUGUGAUGUGAGUCCGGUUAGCUUCCCGGAGCCUCCGGACCAGCCAGUUGUCGAAGACCCCGAUUCUACAGAGAAUGACCUCAUGCGCCCUGUUGGUGGUAUUUUCCUAAUAAUAGCUGUAGCAUGCAUUCUUCUGCUUUUAGCGGCCCUCGAAAUUUGGGGGCGUUGGGGCACAUCUAUGGCUGCCUAUCGAGAAGUCAUGAACCUGCAGCGCCAAAAAGAUUUAGUCGCAGCACGCGAGCAAAUGCGCGAGUACAAGCGAAUGAUUGAAGCGUACAAACAAAAACUCGAAGAGGAGCAGAGAGCGGAAGUGCAGAGCGAAGCUGCUGAGCUCGGGCAACUGGAAUCUGCUCUGUUUCAGCACGCCGUCGCCACUGUAGUAAACGAGGACGAGUCAAUACCGGCUGAACUUACAGAUUCAGAAGCUGAAGUAACCAGCCCUUCAACUUCAGAGGCUAGCAGAGGCGAGCUUGAUAUUGGUGAAGAAAGUGAUGCUGUGAACCCCACGUAG